AGGAGCCUCCAGUCUGGGGCCUGGGUGAGGGGCCAGAGGUUGGUUUAAGGAGAGGAGUUUCUCAGAGGCGGCCCGCACUGGCCCUCCGUCGCCGCGGACGCCCCUCACAUGGCCACAGGUGUGGCCGGCUUAGAGAGGUGCAAAAAAAUUGUACACCAAGAAGCCAUGGAGAAGAGAAGUGUGGAUGAAACAGAAAAUGGAGAUGCUUUCCUUGACCUGAAGAAGCUGCCCACCUCCAAAUCCCCCCACCGCUAUACGAAAGAGGAGCUCUUGGAUAUAAAAGAACGCCCAUACUCCAAACAGAGGCCAUCAUGCCUCUCUGAAAAAUAUGACAGUGAUGGUGUCUGGGACCCUGAGAAGUGGCAUGCCUCUCUUUACCCAGCGUCAGGGCGCAGCUCACCAGUGGAAAGUCUGAAGAAAGAGCCGGAAUCAGAUCGGCCUUCUCUGGUGCGCAGAAUAGCAGAUCCACGAGAGCGAGUGAAAGAAGAUGACUUAGAUGUUGUUCUCAGCCCACAGAGACGAAGUUUUGGCGGUGGCUGCCAUGUAACAGCUGCUGUUAGCUCCCGGCGCUCUGGCAGUCCAUUGGAGAAAGACAGUGAUGGGCUUCGCCUGCUUGGUGGACGAAGAAUUGGCAGUGGAAGAAUAAUUUCUGCCCGGGCCUUUGAGAAGGAUCACCGUCUUAGCGAUAAGGACCUACGAGACUUGAGAGACCGAGACAGGGAGAGGGACUACAAGGACAAGCGUUUCAGGAGGGAGUUUGGAGAUAGUAAACGUGUCUUUGGUGAGCGUAGAAGAAACGAUUCAUACACUGAGGAAGAACCAGAAUGGUUUUCAGCUGGACCCACCAGUCAGUCUGAAACCAUAGAGCUGACUGGCUUUGAUGAUAAGAUUCUAGAGGAGGAUCACAAAGGGAGAAAACGAACAAGGCGACGGACUGCCUCUGUGAGGGAAGGCAUAGUGGAGUGCAAUGGAGGGGUGGCUGAAGAGGACGAGGUGGAAGUCAUUCUGGCCCAGGAGCCCUCUGCUGAUCAGGAAGUUCCAAGGGAUGUCAUCCUACCUGAGCAGUCCCCAGGAGAAUUUGACUUUAAUGAAUUCUUUAACCUUGAUAAGGUGCCAUGCUUGGCUUCGAUGAUAGAAGAUGUUCUGGGAGAAGGAUCAGUCUCUGCCAGCCGCUUCAGUAGGUGGUUCUCUAACCCAAGCCGGUCAGGGAGCAGAUCCAGCAGCCUCGGAUCCACACCCCAUGAAGAACUUGAGAGACUGGCAGGUUUGGAGCAAGCCGUCCUCUCUCCUGGACAGAACUCGGGGAAUUAUUUUGCUCCUAUACCAUCAGAAGACCAUGCUGAAAAUAAAGUGGACAUUUUAGAAAUGCUACAGAAAGCCAAAGUGGAUUUAAAACCCCUUCUUUCUAGCCUUUCUGCAAAUAAAGAAAAACUUAAAGAAAGCUCACAUUCAGGGGUUGUACUUUCAGUGGAAGAGGUAGAAGCCGGGCUGAAGGGCUUGAAGGUGGACCAGCAAAUAAAGAAUUCAACUCCCUUCAUGGCAGAACAUUUAGAGGAGACCCUGAGUGCUGUGACUAGCAAUCGGCAGCUCAAGAAAGAUGGAGAUAUGACUGCAUUCAACAAACUAGUGAACACCAUGAAGGCAAGUGGGACUUUGCCUACCCAGCCCAAAGUCAGUCGAAAUCUUGAAAGUCACUUGUUGGCUCCUGCUGAGAUUCCAGGCCAGCCUGUCCCUAAAAACAUCCUACAGGAACUUCUGGGUCAACCGGUUCAGAGACCUGCUUCUUCCAAUCUUCUCAGUGGCCUUAUGGGGAGCUUGGAGCCUACUGCAUCUUUAUUGAGCCAAAGAGCACCCUCUCCUCCAAUGUCACAGGUGUUUCGAACUCAAGCCGCCUCAGCAGACUACCUUCAUCCAAGGAUACCAUCACCCAUUGGUUUCCCAUCAGGACCCCAGCAACUACUUGGAGAUCCAUUCCAAGGCAUGCGCAAGCCCAUGAGUCCUGUCACAGCCCAGAUGAGCCAGCUAGAACUGCAGCAAGCUGCUUUAGAAGGGCUGACCCUGCCACAUGACCUUGCAGUACAGACCACACCCUUCUACCAGCCUGGUUUUAGCAAACCUCAAGUGGACAGAACCAGAGAUGGGCUCAGAAACAGGCAACAGCGAAUGACAAAGUCACCAGCACCCAUGCACCGAGGAAAUUCCUCUUCCCCAGCUCCCGCGGCCUCCAUCACGAGCAUGCUUUCUCCUUCCUUCACCCCUACCUCAGUGAUCCGCAAGAUGUAUGAAAGCAGAGAGAAAAGCAAGGAGGAAAUAGCACCCGGAACAGUGGUUCCUGGUGAUGGUAAAGAGGAUGCUCAGAAGGCCAGCGAAGAAAACCUGCUGUCAUCCAAUUCCAUAUCCAAUUCUGAUCAAGACUCUUCUCCUACGGCAAAUCCUAAACUUUCAACAUUACAGCGGUCUUCAUGCUCCACCCCACUGUCCCAGACCAACCGUUAUACCAAAGAACAAGAUUAUCGCCCUAAAGCAGCUGGGAGGAAAACACCUACCUUGGCAUCCCCAGUCCCAGGAACACCUUUUCUCCGCCCUACCCACCAAGUUCCCCUCGUCCCUCAUGUUCCUAUUGUUCGACCUGCACAUCAGCUUCACCCAGGAUUAGUCCAGAGGUUGAUAGCCCAAGGGGUGCAUCCACAGCAUCUUCCAGGUUUGCUCCAAGCUGGUGUGCUUCCUCCUGGGAUAGACAUAGCUCCUUUACAGGGACUAUCUGGCCCACUCCUAGGUCAACCCUUGUACCCUUUGGUCUCUGCUGCUAGUCACCCUCUCCUAAACCCUCGUCCUGGGACCCCUCUGCAUUUGGCAGUGAUGCAGCAGCAGCUACAGCGCUCAGUUCUGCAUCCUCCAGGCUCUAGUUCCCAGGCAGCAGCUAUCAACGUUCAGACUCCUCCGAAUGUACCCAGCCGGUCAGGCCUGCCCCAUAUGCACUCCCAGCUGGAGCAUCGCACCAGCCAAAGGAGCAGCUCCCCCGUGGGUCUUGCCAAGUGGUUUGGCUCAGAUGUGCUACAGCAGCCUCUGCCCUCCAUGCCCACCAAAGUCAUCAGUGUAGAUGAACUGGAAUAUAGACAGUGAACAGGGCAGGCUGGCCCACCCAUACUUGGACCUGCGGUGGCAUCCUGGCCAUGACUUUCAUUCCCCAUCUUUGUAAUGGGCUUUUUACAUUGGAGCACGCUGUGUGAGAAUGUUAAGGGGAUCCACAUACCUACCAUGAUCUACAUUAUGACAAAAGGCUGUUAAAUAAUCAAAUGGAGCCUACAUGGUUCAAAUACAAGGGACACAAGAUUGUCAGUCCUGGAAGUCUUUCUUUUAUAAAAUAUGUGAAUGAAGUGUUGGUGUCUUCUAGAGGUGACACCUAAGGGUUCUGAGAAAAUAAAAUGUAUAGACCCUUAUGUACAGAACUGUGUAUAAACUUUUGUACAUACAAAUAGGAUAGCUUUUUUGAACUUAUACAUACAGCUGUACAUAAAGUAACUAUCAGUUAGGCCUGUGUCAACUGUUUGGAUUUUUUUCACUUGUAUAUUUGGGACUUUUUCUUUGGUUUAUUAAAAGUUGCAUAUGCCACGCGUGUGAACCAUAAAACUGGUACUGUGAUUAUUUCCUCAAUGAACUAAAAGACAGUUUACGGGGUUGGGGAAUUUAGCUCAGUGGUAGAGCGCUUGCCUAGAAAACGCAAGGCCCUGGGUUCGGUACCCAGCUCCAAAAAAAAAGAACCCAAAAAAAAAAAAAAAUUCUAGAAUUUCUCCUGCACAUAAAGUUCUGAUAGCAUCAGUUUAAGCUGGACUAACCCUGAGAGUAGCUUGUGGCAAAUAACAAGGAAUCAAUAUUAUAAUCUUUACAAAACCAAACUGACCUUUAGGGAAGUCAUAUAUGGUAAUUUCUCUGAAACUUACUGGUUAAUCCAGCCUAUAUUAAUUCUUUAUCUUGCCUCUGCUGUAUUAGUUCCUCUCAAAAUUUUUACUUAUGGGCUGAAGAGAUGACUUACUGGUUAAGAGCACUGACUGCUCUUCCAGAGGUCCUGAGUUCAAAUCCCAGCAACCACAUUGUGGCUCAUAAUCAUCUGUAAUGGGGUCUGAUACCCUUUUCUGGUGUGUCUGAAGACAGCUACAGUGGACUCAUAAAAAUAAAUCUUUAAAAAAAUUUUUUUUUACUUAGAACUCGAGGUCCAGUACUAUGUAAAUUGUAUGUAAAAGCAUUCUGAAAGAUAGUACACUGAUUGCAGGUUUUCCAGUCCUUUUGUUAUAUUUACUCUCAGGUUCAUAUUAAUUAGCCCAAUCAUUGGAUUAAUUGUGGAUUUGGGGCCAUAAAUGCUAUUUUAAUUCCAAUGUAGAGAUUAAAAUAGCCCAUUCUCCAUUCUGUUGGGCUUUCUCUGUAGGGCUCCCAAGUCUUGACAAUACUGAUUAUAAUCCUUCAGCUGCCCAGUCUGCUUGCUCUGCACUGGGAGACUUCAACAGAACCUGGCUGUGAGUCAGGGCAGUCUGGGACUUCCAAGCUCAUUACAUGCCACCAUGCUCUCAGUGACUCCUCGGUUUCUAGAGGAAUCUGGAAAAAGCCGUUCCACUUGUCAGCUUAUCCUGUGUGUCCUGCUGAGCCAACAGUGGUAGUAAGGUAUGGGUAGAAUUUGUCAAGCUGUCAAAAAAAUUAUUUCAGGAUGAAGCUGGUAGAACAGAUAAGACAAAGGCAAACACUAAUUGGCCAGAUGAAACAGAAUAUUAAAUGUGUGUACAAGGGCUGGAGAGAUGGCUCAGGGGUUAAGAGAACUGGCUGCUCUUCCAGAGGUCCUGAGUUCAAUCUAUAAAGGGAUACGAUUCUCUUGUCUGGCAGGGUGUACUUGCAGAGCAUUCCUAAACAUAAAUGAAAUGUAAAAAACGUGUACAAAAGCUAACUGAAAAGGUGGAAGGAACUCGAGUAUUCAAGAUAAGCCCUAUAUAUAGUGAGGUUCAAGGCAAGCUUUGUCUACCUGAAACUUAGUCUCAAAAAUGAAUGCUUAGUCUUCCAGGGGAUCAGAACCUUACAGAAAAAGCAGAAAUGCCUGGGGCAAUUUCCUGGUGCCUCACACAUGGAACCCAACUACUCAAUAAAUUUAACAGAAGAAUAACCUAGAGCAAGGCAUUCCUGUGUCAGAGAGGGCAAGGGCUCUUUGGAGCAACGUUGCAGUUAUCAGGUAUGUACUGCAUAAGUUUAGAAGCAUUUGAGGCUAGAAAAAUGUGAGAAACAAAGCUUUAAGCUAAAAAUUAAAUAAAAAGCAGCAGCUCUGCCUGUUCUAGAGGACUCAAGUUUCAUUUCAAGCACCCAAUGGCUCACAUCAGUCAUUAACUCUAGUUCCAGGGCAUCGGACACCCUUUUCUGGCCUCUGCAGUGAUCCAAGCCCACAUGUGAUAUGUAGAUAUAUAUAAUCAAAACACACACAUAUUUAAAAAAUAAAAAAUAACAUUAAAAGAGGGCAAGUGAGCUGUCCCAAAGGAAGCUGAAGAACCAGGAGUCCUUGGGAAGAUAGUAGAAAUCAGAAGUGGGAAUAGUGUUCAGGGACCAGGUCUUGCCAUGUUUACAGGCUAGGCUAGUCAGUGAUCGACACUAGCCCUCUUUGCGAAGGACACACAGAUUCGACAUAAUUUAUAGGACUAAACACACUUCCCUUUCUCAGCAAUUUUUUUUUUUCGGAGCUGGGGACCACUAAGCUAAAUCCCCAACCCCCUUUCUCAGCAAUUUAAUGAGACGUAGACCCUGUCUUGAGCAAAUACUCUGUAUGAUAUUCAGCUCAAGGCUCUGCAGACAUUUUGUUUUUGAAGGAAGCUAGCUGCCCAAAAAUGCCAACGAGCUGUAGUGAACAGAGUAGAUGAAAAAAAAUCUGGCUUAUUUUAAAUUAAAAAAAAAAAAAAAAAGAAUCUGGCUUAUUGAAUGACCUAAUAAAAGCCAUGGGAGCACCAUGACUUCUGUGAAAAUGCCUUUUCAACCACUGAGCUUGUGUUAGCAUCCUAACUAAUGAGUGGUGCAGAAUAGUGGGUCUGCUUAGCUAUACUAAAGCCAAGAAAACAAAGCAGGAAAUUCAUUCCAUGUCAUGAGAUUCAUACUCCCAGUCUUCCUCAGGCCUCAGGAGAAAAGUCUGGCUGUAAGGACACACCCCGUGGAUGCAGUAAAUUACACCUUAAUCCAUACACUUGGGGGGCAGGAGUGGGGCAGGAGUAUCUCUAAAUUCAAUUCUAGCCAGAUAAGACACACACACAUACCCACUCCUUUAGUUUUGGGUUUGUUUUGUUUUGUUUUAGUGGGGGUUGUUUUUUUUGAGAACAGGUUUUUCUAUGUAGCCCCGGAUGUUCUAGAAUUCCAUCUGUAGACCAGGCUGGCCUCAAACAGAGAACCACUUGCCUCCUGAGCGCUGGUAUUAAAGAUACGCAUCACUACCACCCAGCUGUGACCUUGUCCCAAGCCAAAGAAUGAAUGCAAGAACAAAUGAACGAACGAAUGAAUAAGUAAGAGUGCAACUCCAGCAGCCUGAGGCAGGAAAGCCUAAGAGUUUAACCUGAGACCCUACUUGGUUUGUCUUCUGCUUAUCUUCUCAUAUUGGACUCUAUACCAAAUACACUAUGCACUUACUCCUCUCCUAACACAUCAGAACCGCUUUCAAACUUUCAACUGCAACAGGCUACGCACAUUCCCACAGCUGAACAAACGUGGCUGCCUGUGACAAUAAAUCUAGAAAGUAUACCUCUUAAAGGUAUACCAUGUUUUAUAGGUAUGAAGGUAUAGAAGGACUGUCCUGGCCUUAACAGGUUCUGAGUAUGUAUGCAGUAAUGCAAACUGUCUUCUAAGUAACUUUUAGGGGAAAUUAAUAAACCAUCUUAUGCUUACUCAUGAUUGGGCACACAGAUGACUAAAAUGAGAUGUAAUUUGGGAAGUGACAUAUGCAAUAGAAAAUGUAAAACCUGGGUUCGGUCCCCAGCUCCGAAAAAAGAAAAAAAAAAAAGAAAAAAGAAAAUGUAAAACCUAUAAACAGGAAACACCAAGGCAGGCGUGGUGACACACACCUUUAAUUAGCACUCGGGAGGCAGAAAUGGGAUCAUCUCUGUUAGUUCAAAACCAACCUAGUUCCAGGACAGCAAGGACAUUAGAGACCUGCCUUGAAACAUUUUAAAACUUUUUAAAAAUAGAGGACCUCGGGGUUGGGGAUUUGGCUCAGUGGUAGAGCGCUUGCCUAGGAAGCGCAAGGCCCUGGGUUCAGUCCCCAGCUCCGAAAAAAAGAACCAAAAAAAAAAAAAAAAAAAAAAAUAGAGGACCUCAAACUCUGCUCAUUUGGUAACCCACCCUUCCUUUCUUUAGACACCUUGAGACCCUAGCCUUGGGUCCUUGAGUACCCAACUCACUCAGCCUGCAGUUAAUCUUUGAUAGUGUAUCCUUCCACAAUCUACACUACUGUUUUGCUCCAAACCUUGCUCCUAGUGCAAAUCCAUGUGAGGCCCUAGUUUCGAUUUUUUGGAUAAGAGGCCGGAACCCUGGAAACACCUGACACAGAUCCCAAACACCAGCAGCACAGUCCCAGCUGGUGUAUCUGACACAAACUGCCUUCCCUUCAGAACCAUCAAGUCUAAGCCCCAAAGAAGGGCAAGAGUGAAUUAACGUUUGUUAGAGGGCUGGCCGGAGAUAGCAUUUCCUGAAGUCAAGGCCAGCCUUGAACCAUUAUGCAUGCCAUUGAGCACGGUCUUGAACUCCUAACCCUCUAGCCUCUACCUUCCAAAUUCUAGAAUUACAGGCAUUUGCCACGCCAGCUUCAAGUAAAGCUUCUCAAAUCCUGUGAGACUGGCAACUGGGCAGGAAGGUGGGGGAAUGGAGAAGGGAACUAAACAAUGGACUCAAGGCCUCUUUAAAACCACUGAGGCCGGGUUGGGGAUUUAGCUCAGUGGUAGAGCACUUGCCUAGGAAGCGCAAGGCCCUGGGUUCGGUCCCCAGCUCCGAAAAAAAGAACCAAAAAAAAAAAAAAAAAAAAAAAAAAAAAAAGAGCUAACACUAGGGAGCAGGUCAAGCCCUGAGCAAAGAGAGUGUGUGGUGUGCCCCACAGCUUUCCUCAGACUUCUAAAGGCUCUAGCUCAUCUCCUUUGAAGACAGAAGCAAAGUUUGCUCUCCUACAAGCCUGCUCUUGUUUUUCUCAAGGCCUUCUCUAUCAGCCCUUCAAACCACAUUAAAAUAACACAGAGAAGCCCUAACCCACCCCUUAAUGCCAGCAAUCCCAACGUUAAAACGUAAUGCCAUUGUCCCACUGUCCCUGAAUUGUCCCUGAAUUGAGGCUCACAAAAACUGAGUAAUCUUUUUAGUUUUGUGGAAAACUUCUAACUCAAACCCCCCCUGUCUCAUCACAGCCGUCCACUCAACUGCUAUGCAUAUACUAUACAGCCUGAAAACAGACCAGCACUGGGGAAACACGUAGUUAACUUUACCUAGUACACCUUCCUCUCUCCAAUGUCCUGAGAAAGGACCACUUGAAAGGACAGAAAGCCAACCCCAGGGGAAAGCCUAUCAUUACUGCACACCACCAAUGGACACAUGGGACACCACAUGUCACAUUUUCUAGGUCCCUUUCCUAUGACCGUAUGACGGAGCAGACGUUUUCUCAGUCACCUCAUCCCACAGCAAAUCUGACAAAAACAGUGAAUGACACAUGGCCAAUGGGCCCACCAGGAUUUUAUACAGCUCAAUGACAGUGACACCAAAGUAGGGAAGGUACGUUGCUGAGGUGUUGCAGGCACAGCAUCAGCACUUGAGAUGGAGGCUGAUGAAUAAAGAAUUCAAGGCAAGGGGUUGGGGAUUUAGCUCAGUGGUAGAGCGCUUGCCUAGCAAACGCAAGGCCCUGGGUUCAGUCCCCAGCUCCGAAAAAAAGAAAAAGGAAAAAAAAAAAAAAAAGAA
Messenger RNA from Rattus norvegicus (Norway rat), 8943 nucleotides. It is a transcript of the gene Eif4enif1, whose product is annotated as eukaryotic translation initiation factor 4E nuclear import factor 1. Gene Ontology annotation, cellular component: cytosol; cytoplasm; cytoplasmic ribonucleoprotein granule. Gene Ontology annotation, molecular function: kinase binding; nuclear export signal receptor activity; mRNA binding. Gene Ontology annotation, biological process: negative regulation of translation; positive regulation of nuclear-transcribed mRNA poly(A) tail shortening; nuclear export. NCBI's taxonomy places the organism in Eukaryota, Metazoa, Chordata, Mammalia, Rodentia, Muridae. The record is from RefSeq and is a predicted model, not a curated record.